Clonostachys byssicola is the source of this 894-nucleotide messenger RNA. Lineage: Eukaryota; Fungi; Ascomycota; Sordariomycetes; Hypocreales; Bionectriaceae. The record is from the annotation of a GenBank genome assembly.
AUGAAGUAUCCUAGUCUUAUCUCCUUCAUCCUCGCCAUUGCGGCAUCAGCAUUGGCUGCUUGCCAGGCAACUUCAACAGGAUUUAUCCGUGUCACAAAGGUUACCCCCUCAUAUUGGAGAGCAACUCUUUCAAGCCCUCCAUUCAAUCUACUCAACUCCAACUUUUACCUCGACUUCUAUGCGCUCGUGGAUCAGCUUGAAAACGACCAAGAGGUCAAGGUUGUAGUCUUCGACUCUGACGUUCCAGACUUUUGGAUCUCGCGCAUCGACAUAGCCAACCCUGCCCCGGCAGAAUUGUCCUCUGAAGUCUGGUGGGGUAAUGUGACUCGUCUUAGCAACCUGCCAUUGAUCACAGUGGCUUCCAUUCGUGGGAUUACUCGGGGAGCUGGCGUGGAGCUUGCCUCUGCCUUGGACGUCAGAUUCGGAAGCAGAGAAAAGGCUGUCUUUAAUCAAAUCGAGGUUGGCUUUGGGCUAACGCCAAGCUCGGGGAUGGCACUACUGCCCAUGUUGCUGGGUCGGUCAAGAGCAUUGGAGGUUGCCAUUGGGGCCGAUGAUGUUGACGCUGAUACGGCCGCAGUGUAUGGGUGGAUCAAUCGAGCAAUCCCGGAUGACUCAUUUGAAAGCUUCGUUGAUACUUUUGCUCGCCGCGUGGCCGGCUGGGACCACGAUGUUAUAGCCGUAACGAAGAAAUUGAUCAACAAGAACGCGGGAUUUCCUACGAUGGAGCAGUGGCGCGAAGGCUAUGAGGCGGGCCAAGUUUCUCUUACCAAGCCAGUGCUUCAGAGUCGGCUGCCUGCGGUUAUCAAGGCUGGACUAGGAUCAAAUAUCACGUUUGAGAAGAAUCUGUCGCAGGAGACAUUGAAGUUUACAGGGGACGGGCCAUUCCAGGCAUAG